This is a messenger RNA of Armigeres subalbatus, 1476 nucleotides long. RefSeq lists its product as uncharacterized. Gene Ontology annotation, molecular function: nucleic acid binding. NCBI's taxonomy places the organism in Eukaryota, Metazoa, Arthropoda, Insecta, Diptera, Culicidae. The transcript has a single exon. Gene Ontology annotation, biological process: DNA integration. The record is from RefSeq and is a predicted model, not a curated record. Bases 1 to 1476 code for a protein of 491 amino acids.
AUGUGGAGUGAUUCCAGAACGGUACUGGCUUGGCUCCGUUCCGAUCAGCGAAGAUACCGGCAAUUCGUUGCGUUCCGAGUUACGGAGAUACUAGAGCAAACAAAAGUUACGGAUUGGAGAUGGGUACCGACGAAACAGAACGUGGCAGAUGAGGCUACAAAAUGGGGUAAAGGGCCCAACUAUGUCGAGAGCUGUCGGUGGUUCAAGGGUCCUACAUUCCUAUACGAGGAUGAGAGUCGGUGGCCUAAAGAAGAACUUUCGACGACGGAGUACACAACCGAGGAGCUACGUGACGUUCACGUUCAUGCACAGCACUUAGCUGAACCUGCGAUACUCUUUCAACGAUUUUCAAAAUGGGAGAAGCUUAUUAGAACAGCGGCUCAUAUACGUCGUUUCUACAACAACUGUCAGCGUAAAAGAAUUGGUUCCGCAAUUUUUUCGGAAACUCUUCUGUGCGAAGAGAUCAAUUCUGCAGAACAUUUGAUCUGGAGAUUAGUACAAAAGGAAGUGUUUGCAGAGGAAUAUUCAAUAAUUGAAAGGAACCUUGGACUUCCUUUUCAUCAGCAAAAAAGUUUGGAGAAAAGCAGCCGAAUCUACAAAUUGUCUCCGUUUCUUGGUGAAGGAAACAUUUUGAGAAAGAACAGCCGAAUUGUUGCGUCAUCUUAUGUGCCAUACGACACGAAGUAUCCAGUUGUAAUACCCAAAGAUCAUUAUGUAACAUAUCUUCUGAUCGACUGGUACCACCGGAAAUAUGGUCACGCGAAUGGAGAAACCGUGGUCAAUGAAAUCCGACAAAGGUACCACGUACCGGAACUAAGAACUGCUGUACGGAAAAUGACAAAGCGCUGCAUCUGGUGCUCGGUGUACCGAGCAGUACCUCGGGUUCCGAAAAUGGGUCCACUGCCGUUAGCGCGUAUAACACCAUAUGUUAGAGCAUUUACGUUCGUUGGUUUGGAUUACUUCGGACCACUGGUUGUUCGUAUCGGAAGGGCAAACGUGAAGCGAUGGGUAGCUUUGUUUACAUGCUUAACAACUAGGGCAAUACAUCUGGAAGUAGCAGCAACGAUGUCAACUGAUUCCUGCAAACAAGCCAUCCGAAGAUUCAUCGCAAGAAGAGGUGCUCCCCAGGAGGUGUAUUCCGAUCAGGGGACUAAUUUCCAGGGUGUAAACAGCGAAUUGUCCAAGCAAAUACGGGAAAUCAACGGAACACUUGCGCCGCUUAUCACCAACUAUAAAACGCAGUGGAAGUUCAACCCACCGUAUGCUCCCCACAUGGGAGGCGCAUGGGAAAGACUUGUACGGUCCGUAAAAACUGCUCUCAACUGUCUGCUGACAGAAAGACGACCUGACGACGAAGCUCUGGGUACAGUACUUGCUGAAGUAGAAUCGCUGGUGAACUCACGACCGUUAACCUAUUUACCUUUGGACAGCGAGGAGCAUGAAGCAUUAACGCCUAAUCAUUUUUUUGCUUCUUAG